Messenger RNA from Triticum urartu, 3818 nucleotides. RefSeq lists its product as uncharacterized. NCBI's taxonomy places the organism in Eukaryota, Viridiplantae, Streptophyta, Magnoliopsida, Poales, Poaceae. The record is from RefSeq and is a predicted model, not a curated record.
UGUGUUUUGCUUUCCAGUGAUGGUCUCUGUUGUCUUUAGGAAGGCCAAUCAGGAUAUAUGUGCAGCAAAAACAUGUGUAGAUACAUCCGUAUCUAGAAAAAUUAAAGACAAGUAAUUCGGGGCAGAGGGAGUAUUUAGGAUCAUGUUUUAGGUGCAGCCUCUAUGCCCAAAACGACACUGCCUGUUAAGCUAGGGAAUAGUAGCCUCAUACAUAAGUUGGUCAACUAACAGUAACGGGAUGACAGACGAGACAUCAAAGCAAACAACCCAGAUUUGUCCUUACCUUUAUAUCUCUGUGAUCUUUAAAGCAGCAAGCAAAGAAUCUAAUGAUGGAUGUGGUGUGUAGAGGCAAAGAAUUCAUAGCUUUUGUUUUUGAGAAAGAGAAAGCAAAGCAAACGCAAGGAAAGCUAGUUCAAGGAGAAGUUACGAGAGGGCAUGCAACUUUCAGUUUGCUUGUGUAGUGUAUCAAGGUCAAGACUUGUGCCAGUGCAGCAAUUAAUCAAGGAAAGGAAGGAAAUUGGAUCUGGAGAUUGCUGUAGGCUGUUCUAUGGGUUAGAUAUUCCCAACGGAACUGCUGACAUUUGAAGGAUUGAUUUGAUUCAUCAUGCCUAAACCAGAGGAGAUCAAGAUCCAAGCAAAAAACAUCGAUGCUGCAGCAGGGGAGAUAAUUGGCGUUUUGGAGGAUACAAGCAAAGGAAAUGUGAUCUUUGUCAAUGGUUUGUAUGGGUUUGGGGCAUCAGCAGCACUCAAGGCAGUAGCACAACGUCUGAAAUCAUCAAAAUCAAAGUUUGACAGGGUUAUUCAUGUGGAUUGCUCGUUGUGGAAAAGCAUGAGGGCCCUGCAAAAGGCAGUUGCAGAGGAGCUGGAGCUUCCGCCGUCGGUGAUGGCCAUCUUCGAUCGGUUGGACGAGGAGGAUGAUUUCAGUGGGAUAGAUGAAGGUUCUCGACGGGUGAUAGCAGCUAUUAGCACAGAAAUCUUCAAAAAUCUCACUAAUAGUAGAUUUGUGGUGAUAUUUCACAAUGGGAGCAACGAAUACAUUGAUCUGUACGAGUGUUGUGGUGUCCCAGUAUUAUCAGUUUUGAGUAAUAAGGUGCUGUGGACAUGUCACGGGAGGUUUCUCAGCUGUCCUGGUGACUUCAAUAUAAUGACGCAUACUGAUGUCGUUAUCGAUUAUUCUGAUGAUGAUUGCAUCCGCGAUGAAGCAUUAUUGGAAGAGGCCAAGGAGAUUGUCUCUUAUAUGUGUAUUCCAGAGCCUGACAUGAACCAUAUGAUUGUUGAGAAGUGCUUCCAUUACGUCUGUGCAUUGGGAUCUCGAUCUCACUGGUCCUUCAAGUGGGAGAACCAUGCUUCAAACUACUUGGUAUGCGAUGGGAUUAUACAAGGGCAAGGUGAUACAUCAGCAUGGGGAAUUGCCGAUGCUCUACAGAGAAACAUGCGUUUGGAUUGGCUUCUGAAGUCCGGUGAUGAUGAAAUUCGUCGUCACCUUCAGUGCAGGCUUCCUGACCGCUGGGUUUUGCUGCAACACAAGAAGGGCAAGCUACCUGAUGAGGUUGGCAUGGUGUUUUCUGAAACUACAUCCUACUUCGUUGUACCUGAAUGGAAUCUUUUUCGAUACUACUACUCGAUGGUGACAUUACCAAAUGGAAUAUUCCAACAUUCACACAGCAGCAAGCUCCGUGUGUUACAUCUCUCUUAUUGCAGCUUCAGUUUUGAAUCGCCUCCCUUCCUGUGUUGCAACCAGCUAAGAUUCCUCCUGCUAAAUGUAUGCGAAAAUACACCAUCUGAUAAGCAUCCAAGCCACAAUGAAGACGUGUUAUGCUUCCAGAAGCUAUGGGUGCUGCACCUGAGCUAUACAAACUGGUAUCGAUUACUAUCAGAAGAGAUGAUGAAUUUUAUGGCUGACCUUAGGGAGUUGCAUGUAGAGAACGUCAAGGGUUGGGGCAUAAGUGAUUUAAGUGGCAGGUUUCCUUCCCUUGUCAAGGUCCACGUAGAGGAAGGCUUCUUCGCAACCAUGAAAUACCACUUAGCUGACCUGUCCAGCGCACGCUUCCUUAAGACAGUCAUCCUUGUCGGUUGUUUUAAUCUGAAACAAGUUGUCCCCGGCGUGCUGCCCCCAUCGCUCGAGUCAUUCACCUUCAAAACUCAGUUUAAUCCAGUCAUGAUAUAUAGCAUUUCCUUCCAGGGUUGUUCUCAGUUGAAGAGUAUACUACUGCGAGGAUAUCUAGGGAGCCUCGAGGAGCUGGACCUCUCAGGCACAAUAGUGAAAACUCUCGACCUCAGAGAAGUGACCGCUCAAAACCUCAAAUGUCUCAUCUUGCUAGCCUGUGAGAAGCUCUGUGCAAUAUUAUGGCCACCAGCUGAACAUAAAAGGGCAAAGUUUUUGGAGGUGCUGCACAUCAGCACCAUACGAUCUACAUCACCAGGCCAAGCUAGUUCCCGGAAACCUGUUGCAGCUAUGGGAUCAUCCUCUAGUCCUGUUGCUACUGCUAAAGAACAGGGCAUCCGUCGAUAUGCGUCCUUUGACUUUAAGUGGUAUAUCUGCACAAGGGAUACAAGGAUCCUUAGGUCGCUUGAACCGGUUAAAAGAUAUAUUGAGCACAGUCAUGUAUAUAUGGAAAUGGGUUCAUCUCCUACAACUGCUGCUACUGUUGGUGACAGUGAAGCUGCUCAAGGAAUCCGGAGUCUGCGCAAGCCUGAUAAUUCUUUAUAUGCAAGGGGUCUCUUCUGUCAGAGCGACCUACAGGCUGGCGCUGAUAAUGAAGGUGCAAUCAGCUGGAUGUGGGAUUGCCCAGCUAGUCCUACUCCAAGGGCCCAAGACUUGUAUCUUCACAUACAUGAUAAGCAGGAGGUGAAGAGGGGACUACUACAGCAAAAACAGAGCAACACUGAAGGAAUUAAUGUUAGCGCUGUUUUCCCUGGUUUCAUAGUUAACAAUGCUCGGAUGCUUCACGUGCAUGAUAGCUCAUCCGUCACUUGCAUCACAUGCCCACAACCACAAGGUUCAUGCUGGAGGUGGCUUGAAUGGUGCCGAGUCGAGAGGUGCCCCAAGCUAAGUACUGUCUUUUAUACUCCCCAACCAAGUGAGGGUGAUAGCUUCUGUUAUGAGUUGGCCACAUUCUGGGCAUCUGAACUCCCAAAGGCAUGCCACAUCUGUGAUUGGAGUGAAAUGCAUAUGUUUUCCUUUGUACAAAUAGUACUAUUGCACCUGGACUAUUGCCCUAGGCUCAUACAUGCGCUACCCUUAUCCGAGUCUGUGGACACUUUGCCUCAUUUGGAUACCCUGGAGAUUGUGUGUUGCGGUGAUCUAAGGGAGGUCUUUGCUUUGGAACCUAAGCAAAAGCAUCCGAGAAUUAUUGGAUGCUCCAAGCUAAGGCGCAUUCACCUGUACGAGCUCCCCAGCCUACAGCACAUCUGUGGUAGCAGGAUGUCCGCGCCCAACUUGGAGACUGUCAAGAUUAGGGGCUGUUGGAGCCUCAGGAGCCUACCAGCCGUUAGCAGAAGCAAUGAGAAGCUGCCUAGUGUAGACUGCGAGAAGGAUUGGUGGGAUAAUCUGGAGUGGGAUGGGGUGGAGGCGAACCACCACCCUUCGUUCUAUGAUCAUAACCACUCGUCACAUUACAAGGCCCAGCAGCAAAGAGGCACUGUACUAUGGUGAGAUACAUAUGACCUAUAUCUCUCUUUUCAUCACUAACUCUCUUGGAGUGCCACUGCCAGCCAGCAUAAUUCACCAUUCUAAUUCUAGUUUUGAUACUAUGUAUGUGUAGUGAACCAACCAUCUCAUUGACGAUUUGUUUUCGCUGCGGCAAAUUUUAACAUGG